AUGGCGACAAACGGAAAAUCGCAACUUGAUCCAAAGAUCACAGCAUAUCUUGAUUUCGCGGCGCAACUGGUCAGACGCAUUGAUUCGGGCAAUGUCAAUGCUGUCACCAUGAAAGAACUUGAAGGCACCUUGAAGACCAAGACACCCCGCUCGCCCGCUGCCAAAGCGGCCGAUUUUGACCGCCUCGGAACACAAGUCUGGAAUGCUGCUAUUCAUCUCAAAGAUCAAUCGUCACCAAUCUUGAAGACUUGGCCACAAUUCGAACCUCGGUUACGUGUCCUCGCCUACUUUCUUCUGGAUACAGCGCAACGAUCUUAUGUCAAGCAUGGCAGCAGAAGGUCCUCCCAGAACUUGGUCCGCAUCCUCAAGACGGCCUUGAAAGCAGCGCGCGUCUGUAUUGACGCAGACGCGUUGGACCUUUGUACUAUGCUGUUCGAGAAGGUGGCCGAACAUGUCGAGCACAAAGAAGAUCCACCUCCAGAGUAUAAGAAAGAGAAGCAAGAAAGUGAGGCGGACGAAAUACUCAAAGAGUUGACAGCCGACUAUUAUCUUCUGAGAGCGACGACAUCAUGGAAACAAGAUAAACCUGAUACUGUAAGCUACUGGCUUGCGAGAGUUCUUCUGCUCCCGAAAAGAGCAGACAUGCUGCACCUGGCCGAGAAGAAGGCAGACUUGACAUAUGAAGUCGGCAAAUCAGCUCUGCAGCAGAAGCAAUUUGGCAGUGCCGCAAGGUGGUUAGAGCAGAGCUAUCAGAUCUUCGACGACAUUGAUCCCGAACUGUUGUCAUCCGACUUCUGCGACCUCCGUCUAGUGGUCAUGCUCGAUUAUGGUAAGUUUUGUGCAAGAUCUGUAAAUCAGUGUACUUACUUCUCGAANGCUCGCGCCCUGGUAGGUGUUGGUGAUGCUGCGUCAUUAGACAAAGCGACCAACCUCGUCGUGACACUUGACCAGGAGCAUGGCUUCAAGACAGAAGUUCAACUCUUGAGGCUCGACGUCGUCUAUGCUAAAAGACCAUUCGAUCCAGCUGAGUUCAGCGGAGCCAUGCUCUCGGAGGGCACUUUCAAAUCGUAUGCUGUUCACAACGUCCCUUUUCUGAUGGCACGCGCUGAUGAUGUUNNUAGUAUCAUGUAUCAGAUCCAAAAGCUGAACACGUACCAACCGGAGCGAGAUGACGCGACUUUUCGAACCGUCAUAGCCAAUUCAACUCCUGGGCCACAUUCGCACUUGGCAUGCCAGACAUUGGACUCCCUGUUGUCAAGGUUGCUUGCACAGCCUCCACUCACGCAGGUAUGGAUCGAGAAGAUUGUGGUCACCAGGGUCUGGAUCAGUUCACUUUCUCUGCAUGUGCAAGAUCACUGUUUCAGACUCAAAGACUUGUUUGAAGAUAUCGCCAACACAAAUGGCACAAAGUUGGGUCUGGAGGCAACACAUGCUUCUCAAUCUGUAUCUCGGGAGAGAUCAACAAAGCCAAAUUAUCACGCNAAGUCGAUGACUGUCGCUCUUUCUAAAGGAGAUUCGACUGCUGCACGAGCAGCUUACUAUCAGAUGUCAGAUCACGGCAAGUCAGCCGCAAUGACCCAAUAUCUUAUGUACAAAAUUGCCUUGCAGGAAAAUGAUGCUCAUUUGGCUGCAGAAUCGCUCGAAGGUGUACUGAAGUCGUCUUCUAGAGACACUGAGAAAUAUCUAUAUGCGUGCGCACUCGAAGCGCAACAAAUGGGCGACCGACAGCAGUUCAUCGCGACCAUGAACAAAGUCUUGGAACUACAUGAGAAAACCCCGUUGAGCGAUGUCCGGUUGCCAGUCCUUCUUCGGUAUGCGAGGUCAAAUUCUAGCGUAUGGCACGAGGCUGACAGCAUACAGNNUUGUAUAGCCGGCUCUAUCGAGACGGAAUUGAACAACAAUGACAUGCCACUCGAAAGUGGUCUGACCGAGCUGUGCAACGUCUUCGAAGCUGGUAUGUUUACUUCGUUUGGCCGAGUGCUGACAUUCAACAGNCUGAUAGAUUUACUCCGCACAGAAGGCGAAAGAGAUGAUGCUCUUCCGGGCCGGCUUCUCUUAUGCCGCUUUCUAGCGACAUCUGCUUUAAUCGUUCUAGCGAGAUCAGAAGAUAACAUCGAGCGAGCUCUGCAACUCUACCUCGACGCAAGACGGCAGAUUGAAGCAUUCCACCAAAGAUAUCAAGAAGCCAUACGACAAGACUCGCUUCAACCAGAUACAAUAUCAGAUGUUGAGGUCAAGGAGUUCGAAAUGAUCAAGUUCGAUAUGGAGGCUCUCAUGCGUCUCGAACAGUGGCAAGACCUAGACAAAGUUCUUUCGGUAAGCUUACCACAUCACUCUUGCUUAGCCCAUACUGAUUUCUGCUCCAGNGUGUGCCUCGAGUCCCGCCACUCGAACAGACUCGAGAGCGCAGCAGACCUGAUUCUCCACAUCCAUACUCACAUUACCUCUUGCCCUUCCUACUCCGCUACCUCAAACCUCCUCGCCAAAAUCCCUUCAUUGAUGGAGAAAAUCAUCAACACAUGCUGGCGCAACGACAAGGACAUUACAUGCCUAGCCCGCUGGAUACGCUGCCUCUUCCAAAUGACGCUGACCAUCGACCCCAUCAUUUCCCUCCGCUGUCUGGACCAAGCGUCUGCUAUUGCAUCCAAAGCGGCUACAAGACAAAUUCCUGAGGCUUAUCCAACGGAAGAGCUUGAGUGGUUGGCUAGUACAGCGUUCAACCAUGCCGUAGAUUUGUGGUUUGCAGGUGUUGAGGAGGAAGUACAUGGGCAAGGAGGGAGAAACGAGCAAGCGAGGGUUUGGGCUGAGAAGGCUUUGAUGCUCGCAGGAAGUGUGGGUGGGGCUGGUGCUGGAGUGCAAGGACUGUACAAGGUUUUGCAGUAUAAGUGGAUGAAGUUGAAGGGUAUGGGUCACGGUCAAAGUUCGGGCUAG
Molecule: messenger RNA, 2931 nt
Organism: Aureobasidium vineae
Lineage: Eukaryota; Fungi; Ascomycota; Dothideomycetes; Dothideales; Saccotheciaceae
Source: the annotation of a GenBank genome assembly